Molecule: messenger RNA, 2541 nt
Organism: Symbiodinium sp. CCMP2456
Lineage: Eukaryota; Dinophyceae; Suessiales; Symbiodiniaceae
Source: the annotation of a GenBank genome assembly
AUGCGAACGCUUUUUGGCAAGAAGAAGGACAAGGACAGCUCUGAGAACUUCAGCAGCGUGUCGACUCCUUCGUUGCCCCCUGCAGCACCAGCCGAAGAAGGCUGCUCUGACCUCGCCUUUCUCCCGAGUCGCCCGGUCGGUGAUUGGCCGCCCGCGUUGGCAGAUCGGCGAAGGCCAGUUGACACGGAGGACAUCCCGCUGCCUGGGCGGAAGUCCAAACUGGCAGGCCUUUUCGACGAAGACGUGGCAACGGAGGCACCAAAAUCAGAGCACUUGGAGGUGAAGGUGCCGGCGGCGGCACCCAGCGUACCAGGUCCAUCUCCGGCCACCAUGGGAGAUGCCAAGGAGAGAAAGGUCUUCCUCAUCAGAGGGACAGACCUAGAGGUUGGUGGCGAGUCUAUUUCGUCCGAAUGGACAACAGACUCGGAAGCUGAGCAGGCCCUGCAGGCCCUGCAGGCUCAGAAGGGAAGCCGAGGGCUGGAGGCAGUGCCAAACUACGAGUCGGGCAGGUCUGAGAGUCUGCAGUCUGGCUGGGGAAGCUAUGUGCAAGUCUCAGAUGACGGGCUUCUCAGUAUUCGCCUAGCCAGAAUGGGACUUGAUGUCCGUGCAAUACAAAAGUUUUGCGCAUGGCUCCCAACAGAGCUACAGCGCUUGAAGCAGGCGAAGGUUCGAACGCUGUACGUCUCCAGUGAGGACAUUGUCUUGGCUUAUGAUGUAGAUCUUUCUCAGAAUGACUUGGAUGAUGAGGCGAUGAGGAUCCUGCUCCUGACUUUGAAGCAAGCCAGGGUGGUCAUUGGAGUUGCAAAGUUCUAUCAGAAUAGACUUAGCUGCCGCAGCGCCAUACUUCUGUCGCAGUGGAUCCGAUCCGCACCUGGGGUCCUUUUCGAGCUUCACCUUUCUCAUAAUCAGAUCAAGACAGCCGGAGCCCUAGAGCUGAUCCAAGCGGUAGCCGAGACCAAGAGUUACCCCUCUGCACGACCGGGUAGCAAAAACUGGCCUUUGCCGCUAUGGCUGCGAUUGGAGCACAAUGAUAUCCCGGAGGCAGCCAACUUUGAACGUAAAGCGGAGCUUUGUGUUCAGGCUGCUCGACCGGAUACGAAGGGAAAGCUGAUCUGUUGGUUUGCACCCAGAAAUCGAUAUGGAUGCAGAAGUGACAACUGCGGCCAUUCUACCGCCAAUCAUUGUCCGGUGUUUCACAUUCCGCACCUGCGCCCGGAGACGCGGAAUUGUAAAGUGCCCGUGCCGACUACAUCAGACAAUGACAAGGUGCAGAAAGCACCUGCGACGCAUGACUCUGAUCCUUCGGUGGGCAUGUCGGGCAUGAAGCUCAUCGCGCAGGCAGUGGCAGUACCGGCCCAGCCGGCGAAACGACAGUACCUUCAGACGCUCAUCGCUGACGCGCGGCCUGUGGCAGAGGUUCUCAUUCAAAGGUUCUGUGGCGAAACGGAGAAACUGGUUCCACAUCUUGCUCUGAACCUUCAACCUUGCAGCUUCCACGCUUCCCCGGAGGAGCUGCGAGACAGGGCACAGCUGCCACUGGCAGAGGUGCAGGAGAAGUUGAGGCAGUUCCGAAGACUCCAGGCCGCCAAGGAAGCUGCAGAGGCUGCAAAGAGCUCAGCCGCAAGCUGUGGGUGGUUGAGGCUGCAGGGCCUGGUGGCUUCAGGAUUCGGCGUCCAGUUUGGACGCGGGCGGCACUGCACGUCUCAUCCGCUGCAGGUGCAGCAGCAGUGGAAUCUCAUCAAAGGAUUCGUGGAAGCGAGAGGGAUUGGAAUGGGACAUCGUAAGACCUUGCGAGAUUUGUUCGACACCUUGGAAGCGUGCACCCCCAUUCGUUGGAUGGUUGACCGCGAAGUGCUCAGCCCUGACCGCCGGGGCUUCCCGCCCCGCCCGCCGCUGCUGUCAUCGGACGGCGGUGACAGGCAGAGACUGGCAGAACGAUUCGAGCCAGAGCGGCAUCGGCGCGGAGAGUUGUACUGGUUCGAUGCCCCAAAAAAGUACCGAGGCUUCGCACUGGCACCGGCAUUUUUGCGCCAAGACGAGAUUGAGGCCAUUGCUGCCGCCGCCAAGCACAGCUCGGUGAAGGAGAUCAAUGACCGAAAGGGCUAUUUGGCUUUUAAGCACAGGGUCUGGCGUUUCGAGCUCCAGCUCCGCUCCCUCUACCCUGAGCUUUAUGCCCGGCUGAUGGCCCUGAUGCGCAGCGCGGAUGAGGCACAGUGGCAACGGCUGUGCAAGUCAAAGAAAGUCUACCCGGAGGUAGAAUACAUCGAGUACGACGUGGAUGAAAUGGGAGAACCCUGCUUCAUCGAACCGCACGUUGACAACAAGUCUGCUGUGACAAUGGUAGCAAUGCUGUCUGCACCGGACGCAUACGUCGGCGGCCGAAGCUGCUUUCGCAGGGCUUCAGGAAGUCGGGGCCACCGCGAGGUUACACUGCAAAAAGGGGACAUCGUGCUUUUCCGUGGCGAGAAGCUCGUUCACUGGAUAACGCCCGUGACAGCCGGCCGGCGAGUCAUUCUGCAGAUUGAGCUAUCGCGUGUUUGA